Messenger RNA from Notolabrus celidotus (New Zealand spotty), 1246 nucleotides. It is a transcript of the gene esm1, whose product is annotated as endothelial cell-specific molecule 1. The coding region runs from base 250 to 795 and encodes 181 amino acids. The transcript has 3 exons. Gene Ontology annotation, cellular component: extracellular region. The record is from RefSeq and is a predicted model, not a curated record. NCBI's taxonomy places the organism in Eukaryota, Metazoa, Chordata, Actinopteri, Labriformes, Labridae.
GCAGAGUAAAUCCCACUUCCAAGCCGGAUUUCUAAAAAGGGGGCUGACUGACCUAAAAGGACGACAACACCGGAAUGAGGAAAUUGACGGGGGUAAGUCAUGUGCAAAACAAAGUUGUUCAUCGCUGAUAACCAGACAACCUGAUGCACCACAGGUCACUCUGCACAAGUCUCCAGGAGGCGCUCCGCGAUUCUGUCUCUCUCCAUCGCCAACACAGCAGCCCACCGCGCGCUCUCCCUGCAUCCAGCUAUGUCUUUCCUCCUCCUCACAGUCUUGUCUUCACUUCUCGUGCAUGAUGCAGAGGCGUGGGGCAACAAUGUCAAGUACGCGGUGAACUGUCCGGACAGAUGCAACGCGGAACGGUGCGGCGGGACGCAGCGCUGCACACGGACCGUCCUGGAUGACUGCGGCUGUUGCCAGGUGUGUGCGGCCGGCAGAGGGGAACACUGUUACCGCACCGUGUCUGGGAUGCACGGGGUGAAGUGCGGACCAGGAUUAUUCUGCGAGUUCUACAAGGAUGAAGACGACUAUGGAGACGAGUAUGGCAUCUGCAAAGACUGCUUGUACGGGACCUGGGGUGUUGAGUGCCGCAAGACCUGCAACUGCAAAGGUGGCAUAUGUGACAGGGAGACAGGAGCGUGUCUCACCCUCAAGUUCUUUGCCAAAAUUGCAGGCAAGCUCAAGACAGAGUCACAAGCAGGUGGAGAGCUGGGCUCAGGAGAGGUCAGUGCUGCUCAGAGCACAGAUCAGCACACAGACAGAUCCACAGCACAGAAGCGGCUCAACCCUCGCUGACAGGCGCUGAGAGGACUCAAUCUGUUCAGUGUAAAUGUAGCAUUAACUUAUAGAUGAACUGAAAGAUAUAUUUUAGUAUGUUCAACAAUGAUGUCAAAAUGUUUUUACUGAUUUGAUUUGUUGGGUCCUUAUCUGACACCAUCAUUUUCUGAAAUAUGCAGAUUACAUAUGUUUUUCUGUUCGAGUUCUGUUCUGUUUUUAUCGUUAUGAAUCUGUUUCUCGAAUAAAUGAAUUAAAAGGAGCCUUUUCUGUUCUUAUUAGUUAGUAUAAACCAGAUCCCAUCAUUUAGUGUGCCUUGGUUCUUAUAUUUCAUUGAUUUAUUCUAGUAAACCAUAGUUUUACAUGAAUACUUUUUGUUUGUGUUGUAUAAAACUGGGCAUGUAAAAUAUCAUGUAUAUGACACCAGCCAAUGUAAAGAAUGGUCUUACAAUUAAACCAAAGCUAUCACUGA